Molecule: messenger RNA, 5139 nt
Organism: Conger conger (European conger)
Lineage: Eukaryota; Metazoa; Chordata; Actinopteri; Anguilliformes; Congridae
Product: ceramide synthase-like
Exons: 7
Coding region: 506-1378 (290 amino acids)
Biological process (GO): ceramide biosynthetic process; lipid homeostasis
Cellular component (GO): endoplasmic reticulum; membrane
Molecular function (GO): sphingosine N-acyltransferase activity
Source: RefSeq, a predicted model, not a curated record
CUCCACACCACUUUAAUUCUUCAUCAGACUGAAAGGAAAUAUUUGAUAUUAAUAAGGAUUAGUUCUCAGGGCACAGGUGGAGAGAGGGGGAAGACAUUUGGGAAGACAUAAUUUAAACAAAUAGUUUUCAAAAUACUUACAAAAUAUAUUUUAAAUGUCCAGCGUCUGAAAUCAUGUUCUGAGAAUAAUUUGCCAAAAUCUGCCAAAAUCUUUAAUGAAUUGAAUAAACCCCUGAGGGACGCAUCCCAGUGCACCUCAAAGAGAAAAACAUUUACAGGAAAUAAAUUAUCCCCCAUUUAUUAUUGGCCGGAGUCAGUCCAUUGAAAAGUUCAAUGGGUUUUUGAACAGGACACAUUUUAGUCAAUUCUAGUGGCAGAGUCAGUGCGAUGCAGUGCAGUGUAGUUUGUACAUUAGUGUUGUCAGGGUGCCGUCGCUGAGAGAGGGAUCCUCGCACCUGCGGAGCAGACCGGAACCUGCCUACGAGAGAGCCGCUCUCUGCGGGACCAUGCUGGCCCUGUUAGCUGCCGGAGCCGUCUUUUUCCCAGGGCUCUUCCUGCUGUCGAAAAGAUGCCUCAGACGCAUCCCGGGACUGAGAUGGAGCGAGGGCGAUGCUGUCAUCGUCUCUGCCAGACUGGUCUCUUCCAUCCAGGCCGUCAUGGCGUCUUCAGCCGGUUAUAUCAUUGCAACUUCAUGCAAAGACAUUGUAGAGGACCAGCACUGGCUGACCAGCUCCUACAUCCUUUUUGCUGUGCCGUACUUUGUAUACGACAUCUACGCCAUGUUCAUGUGCUACUGGUACAAGCUUUGGGUCAAAGGUCACGAGAUGGACAGCGGCCCCAAGGCUGUGGGCGCAGUGCUGUCCAGCUACCUGCGGCGGGAAUUCCUCAUGGUCCUGCACCAUGUUGUCAUGGUCACAGUCUGCUUCCCUGUCUCCGUGUUUUGGCGGCAGGGAAAAGGAGAUUAUUUCCAAGGUGUGAUGUUCCUGGCUGAACUCAGCACUCCGUCUGUCUGUCUGGGGAAAAUCCUCAUCCAGUACAAGCAGCAGCACACUCUCCUACACAAGGUCAAUGGCGGUCUCAUGCUGGUCACCUUUUUUAUCUGUCGAGUCGUGCUCUUCCCCUAUCUCUACUACGCCUACAGCAGGUAUGCCUCCAUCCCCUUCUACAUGGUUCCGUUCUCCGUGCCCUGGCUGUGGAACCUGGGGGCCGCCCUGCUCAUGGCUCCCCAGCUCUACUGGUUCUCUCUCAUCUGCCGGGGGGCCUUCCGCCUCUUUACCGGCUCCUCCCGAAACCGACACGCGCACCCUACCCUCUGCAAGGACCCCCUGCCCCCUCCAGCCAACGGCUACAGUGCCCCCGGCGAGACCAGCAGGCACUGAGGAGGGCCGCGGCACUCCGAGGGGCGAAGGGCGGGGAACUCGAAAACCAAGGAGGGUCGGUUAGGGAAGGCCUCGACAGGCAUGUACUUUAGUGUAUUUAAAAAAAAAAAGAAAUAAAAAAGACAAACCUGCCUGCACACAAAUGGAUUGAUUAGGGCUUAGAGAACAAGUGGUACCAUGCACUCUACUGUACUAUAGGUAAGGGAGACAAAACAAGGAGGGGUGGACAAAACAAGAUGGACGCCACUCGCUAUCAGUCACUGCUAGUGUUCAGUCCCAGGGAGGAUUCCGGUGGGAAUGGGGACCCAAUGACGUCACUGCGCUGAGCUGCAGAGGAAGGAGAGACAGACUGGGCAGAGCAGGAGCCCCACUGCACAGAGAGGGAGAGGGGGAGUGGAGAGAGAUGUGGCCUGAUGCCAGGGAUGGGUGCUCUAAGGUAGAACACCCGAACAUCGCUGCCUCUCUGACCAGAAGGGCAGGGUGGCAGUGAGAACACGGAGGCUUGGCCAGAGACACAGCACAGGGAUUGUAACACAAAAUCCUAUCGUAGAGAGACAGGAGCUUUCAGGUGUAGGAAUGUAUCAUACUGUAAAGCUUAGUAAAUUAUUGUAGAUAACCAGCUCAGCUUCACGUAGAAUGAAAAGCCCAGUAUUGCACCGGGAGCGAUUAGCGCUUACCUCCCAUAUAGCCACUGUUGCUCAAACAAUGCUAUUAUUUCUCUGAUGACCGUCAUCUGCUUCAGGAAGGAGAAAUCUCUGAUUCUGGACUCCGCCUUAUCCACCCCCUUUCUCUUGCUACUGCUUUCCCCAGCACUGUUUUUUAUUUUUUUAUUUUUGUUAUUUAUCAGUUAUUUAUUUUCACUUGUUUGCAAGGCAGGAUAACAUUCUCUAAUGUGAUAUGCGUACAUCUUAAUUGCAUCUUUUGGUCUCAUUUGUAAUUUCUUUCAUUUUUUAGACUUCAAAGAAUGUAACAUUUUGUCAGUAUAUAUACUGUAUAUUCAGUGCAGUCCUUAAGUAUUGAACAGUGUCACAAUUUCUGUUGUUUCUUAAUGAUGCUCCAAACUAUUUUGGUUAUUGUUUGGCCUAUGCUUCCGACUGUUUUUUCUUAUUUCUUAACCUCAUAAUGGCUUCCUUGACUUUCAUUGACACAGCUCUGGUCUUCAUGCUAAUGAAAUCAGAAACACCUGUUAUGACACCCUGAAAUGGUGUAAGAUGUGUAAAGGGCUGUAAUUCUGGCACAGAGCGCCCAAUAUGGAUGUAUAUACCCUCAAAUUAAAGCUGACAGUCUGCACUUUAACCUCAUAUUCAUUAUUUCAUUUCAAAUCCAAUUUCCUGGAGUACUCAGACAAAGCAACAGAAAUUGUGUCAUAGAUUCUAUAUAUGCUGACAAAUAUAUAUACGUAGUUACUUAUGUGUGUGUUUUUAGUUCAUUUUGUGAUAUUUAUUUGUGGUUUGUGAUUUUAACAUGGGUUCUUCAUUUUAAUUCUGUUUAAGAAGCUCUUUUUUAUGGGCCUCCAUUUGGGGAACGGGAACAGCAGACCAGGCCAGGAUGGGGGAAGUGGGAGGCCGUGAGGGGGAGGCGUGGCGAUGUGUUUUCCGUCCCAGUUGAGUGUGUGUCCAGCCUGAAUAUGCGCUACUCUGAUCACGGGCGCUCGGCGGCUGAGCUACUGGGAGGACCAGCGGUCAGCACCCCUGGGAGGCCAGUUAAGAAUCAUACAGUAUUACGUAGCGUGGAUAAGGUACAGAAUGUAGCUCAUUUACAGUCCCCUCCAAAUGUAUUGGAACAGCAAGAUCAAUUCAUUUGUUUUUGCUAUACACUGAAGACAAUUUUGAGUUUGAGAUCAAAAGAUGUACAUGAGGUGAAAAAUUCUGCUUUUAUUUCCUGGUAUUUUUAUCUAGAUUUGUUAAACGACUUAGAACAUAUCACCUUUUGUAUCAGACUACCCCAUUUUUAGGCGAGCACAAGUAUUGGAAAAUGUGACUGACAGGUGUUUCUUGUUGCCCAGAUGUGUCCUGGUAGAUUGAUUGGUUAAAGGUACAAAAGGUGAGAUUUUUGUGUUAAAACAUUGUGACAAGACCAUUGUAAAUCCCUUCCUAUCAUUGAAAAGGCUCACUGACAUGUUGACUCACCCUGCUUGUGUUUAUAGUCCUUAAACUCGGGUUUCGAAAUAUAAAGUUGACCGCCCUACACUGUACCAAAACAUUGUACAACUGUAUAAUAAUUCUAGCUCAUUGGUUGAAAAUUGGUUCUAAUUGCCACAGCCAAUGGUGUGUCAACGUCAGCUCAUUCACAGAGAAGGGGGAGGGAUAAACAGUGUUGUGGUUUGAAGGUGUUUGUUGCUGCUCUGACUGUUCAAAGCCUGAAAUGACCUAUUGUACCUUUAAACAAGAAAUAGUUCUGAAUGUCUACUCUUGGUUUUAGUCUUGGGUUUUGCCUGUGAAGACUGCAUUUGUGUUAGAAAAGAUAAACCAGCAUGAAGACCAGAGAGCUGUCUUUGGGAGAAAAGCAAGCGAUUUUGAAGAUUAGAAAAGAGGGGAAAUUGAUCAAAGUCAUUGCAUAAGCAUUGGGGAUAACUUGUACAACAAUUUGGAAUGUCAAGAAAAAGAAAGAAACCACUGGUGUACUGAGCAACAGACAUCGAUCAGAUCAACCAAGGAAAACAACAGCAGUUGAUGACAAACAUUCUGAGAGCUGUGAUGAAAAAAAGAUUUAUGGACUGAUGAGACCGACCUCUACCAAAGUGAUGGAAAAGCCAAAGUGUGGAGUAAGAAGGGAUCUGCUCAUGAUCCAAAACAUACAAGCUCAUUUGUGAAGCAUGGUGGAGGAAGUGUCAGGGCUUGGGCUUGCAUGGCUGCUUCUGGAGUGGGCUCACUAAUCUUUAUUGAUGACGUAACUCAUGGUAGCAGCGGGAUGAAUUCAGAAGUCUACAAAAACAUUCUGUCUGCCAAAUUAUGAAAAAAAUCCUCCAGUAAAAUCCUGGAAAAGCAUCACAAAAGAAGAAUGUAACAGUUUGCCGAUGUCAAUGGGUUGCAGGCUUGAUGCAGUUAUUGCAAGCAAGGGAUAUGCUAAAAAAUAUUAAGUGUUAUUUUCUUUAAUUUAUUUAAAUGCUCACCUAAAAAUUGGGUGGUCUGAUACCAAAGGUGCCAUGUUCUAAGUGGUUUAACACAUCUAGGUGUGAAUACCGGGAAAUAAAUGCUGAAAUUCUGAACUCUUGUCUUGUGUUCAUCUUUUUAAUCUUAACCCCAAAUGUAUUCAGUGAUUGUAAAAACAAAGGUAUUCGCCUUGCUGUUCCAAUACUGGGGGGGGGGGGGGGGGCAUGUCCACUGUACUUUUACAGAUGGCUUUAAGAAGCCUAAUAUAAAGAGUCCCCCACCUGCACUCAUGAUAACCCUGCGUCCCCCAGCACAUUUGAAACUGAAGUCAUGCCCCUGGUGUAUGCACAUAGGCACCACAAUAUCCCACCACCCUGCACUGAGAAAGAUUAAUGUAAUCACCCUGCUAACUGAUAAAAGCAUGUAUAAUGUGUAGAGAGAGGGAAUUAGUGCCACAAAUAUGAAAGCCACGUGGUUGGCUCUGAGGCACAACAUGUCUGUUGUUUUAAUAGCAUGAGUGAUAUUUCUGCUGUCACCAUGGAACUCAACACAGUGAACAGCUGAAAAGGGUAAAUGUGUUAUCAAUCAUGGUACAGAAAUGUACAGUUAUUUUAGUUAUACAGAAAUACACUAAUUAAACUGCUGGGUUUUCUGAUUAAGUAGGCUUUG